GGAGCCUCUCAACCAGUGCAACAAUUCGUAUCUCGGAAAGAGUUCAAGGCAUCGAGCCGCUGGAUGAAGCGUUCAAGAGAAGCAGAAGAAGAAGAACAAGCAGCAGGCGCGGAGCUGUUGCUGUUGCUGUCGCUCUCCUGCGGGGAUAAGCCUGCGACGGUUCGCAAGAAGGUCAGAGCGGCGGAGGGCGUGUUCGAGUGCAAGAUUUGCAGCCGCCAGUUCCCGACGUUCCAGGCUCUCGGCGGCCACCGGACCAGCCACAACCGCCCGAGGGUCGAUCGUUCCACGUCGAGACGCAGCGUGCACCGGUGCUCCAUCUGUGGCGUGGAGUUCGCGAUGGGGCAAGCUCUGGGCGGCCACAUGCGCCGACAUAAGCCCAUGGCCGAGGACUCGAAGCGGAGUGAUCCGAAGAAGAUGGACUUGACAAUGGCUGAUCCAGAGUUCGGUGAUCUGCAUCGAGUCCGCAAGACUGGUUCUCACUGUCAGCUGCUUCAGCUGUUCGUAUAGAAUACGCAAAUUCUACAUGUAUAGGGUUUCAUUGUGAGAUAUUCUAUUCUUUCGUAUUUUCCUAUAAUAAAUGGAGUAGAUGAUCAUAUACUCCGUCUGAGGCUACAAAUUGGUUCAUAUGGAAUUUAGUGAGUUUGGCUUUCAUA
Musa acuminata subsp. malaccensis (wild Malaysian banana) is the source of this 653-nucleotide messenger RNA. RefSeq names its product zinc finger protein ZAT8. The record is from RefSeq and is a predicted model, not a curated record. Lineage: Eukaryota; Viridiplantae; Streptophyta; Magnoliopsida; Zingiberales; Musaceae.